GUUAUGUUGACAUUUAUUACCUCUAACCGCGGACCGCGUACAACGCGCGGCUCCUGCUCUCCGCGGUCCCUCGUGACUCCUGCUCUGGAGUGACAUCAGCGCGCGCGCGCGGUUCACAGCCUCGCGCCCUCCUUGCUCAAGUACUCAUACGCAGGAGCGUCGUCCUCCGUGCAGGCAGGGUCUCGCGCUGUGGCGGUUUUUUUUGGGGUGCAGGUGGGGAGCGCGUGUCACAACCUGAACGAUGAGCAGCAAUUUCCCGAACAUGGCGUCACUGGGGUACCUGGAGCCGCUGCGUGCCACCAUCCCCGCCACCAAAGUUGAAAUCACAGUGUCGUGCAGAAACCUACUGGACAGGGACACUUUUUCCAAGUCUGACCCAAUUUGUGUGCUGUACACUCAAGCAAUCGGCAACAAAGAAUGGCGAGAAUUUGGAAGGACAGAAGUCAUUGACAACACUCUGAACCCUGACUUUGUACGAAAAUUCAUCCUGGACUAUUUCUUUGAGGAGAGACAGAACCUGCGCUUUGAUCUAUACGAUGUGGACUCGAAGAGUGCCAACCUGUCGAAACAUGACUUCCUGGGCCAGGCAUUUUGCACCCUGGGGGAGGUGGUGGGUUCCUUGGGGAGCCGCUUGGAAAAGCCCCUUGUGGGCAUUCCAGGGAAGAAGUGUGGGACCAUUAUUGUGAAAGUAGAAGAGCUGGGAAACUGCAGGGAGUCAGUGAUGAUGCAGUUUUGUGGGAACAAACUAGACAAGAAAGACUUCUUUGGGAAAUCGGAUCCUUUUCUCGUCUUCCAUCGAAGCAAUGAGGAUGGCACGUUCACAAUCUGCCACAAGACUGAGGUGGUGAAGAACACAUUGAACCCUGUCUGGCAGGCCUUCAAGAUUCCAGUGAGGGCCCUGUGUAAUGGUGACUAUGACAGAGCCAUCAAGAUUGAGGUAUACGACUGGGAUCGCGAUGGCAGCCAUGACUUCAUCGGAGAGUUCAGCACAAGUUACAGGGAGCUAUCCCGCGGCCAAUCCCAAUUCAACGUGUAUGAGGUGCUCAACCCCAAGAAGAAAGGGAAGAAGAAAAAAUACAUGAACUCUGGAACAGUCACCCUGUUAUCGUUCCUUGUUGACACUGAGGUCACUUUCCUUGACUACAUUAAAGGCGGAACACAGAUAAACUUCACAGUGGCAAUUGAUUUCACAGCAUCAAAUGGUAACCCUUCCCAGCCCACAUCGCUCCACUACAUGAGCCCGUACCAGCUCAAUGCCUAUGGCAUGGCACUGAAGGCUGUGGGCGAGAUCAUCCAGGACUACGACAGCGACAAGAUGUUCCCUGCCCUGGGCUUUGGUGCCAAACUGCCACCUGAUGGCAGGGUCUCACAUGAGUUUGCCCUGAAUGGAAACCCACAGAACCCUUAUUGCCAUGGGAUCGAUGGUGUCAUGGAGGCAUACUACCAGAGCCUGAAGUCUGUCCACCUGUACGGACCCACCAACUUCUCUCCUGUCAUCAACCACGUUGCCAGGUAUGCAUCAUCAGUGAAGGAUGGCUCACAGUACUUUGUCCUCCUCAUUAUCACGGAUGGAGUUAUUUCAGACAUGGCCCAGACCAAGGAGUCCAUUGUUAAUGCCUCCUCUCUACCUAUGUCAAUUAUAAUUGUGGGAGUCGGACCAGCAGAAUUCGAUGCCAUGGUAGAGCUUGAUGGGGACGAGAUCCGGAUCUCAUCUAGGGGACGAUUUGCUGAAAGGGACAUUGUUCAGUUUGUUCCGUUCCGUGACUACAUUGACCGAAGUGGGAACCACAUUCUGAGCAUGGCCCGUCUGGCCAAGGACGUGCUGGCCGAGAUCCCAGACCAAUUCCUGUCCUACAUGAGGACCCGAGGCAUCAAGCCCUCACCAGCACCCCCUCCGUACACACCUCCGGGACAGCCAUUGCAGACCCAAAUCUGAUGGAAGGACACACCCCACCCCAUCUGUGGUACGGGGAACUCCACCUCGCCCGUUGCGCUAUGGCAACAUAAUGGAUCAAGCCUCUCGUGGCAGGUGACAAAGGUUAUGUUUACUUCCAUUUUCCAACGUUCUACCGUCAGUAUUCUCACAGGGGGCCAAGGCCUUGAACGUGCAAAGAGUCUGGAGCAGCUGGGAACUUGACAGCAUUCAUGGGACUGGCUGUUUCUAGGCCAGUCCUUGAAGGACGUCCCAGUACCUGUGGAUCCAGAAUCCCUCGACUGUUGUAAAUAGAAGUCAGAAUGCAUUUUCUUGCUCUAUCUCUCUGUAUCUUUCUCCUCUCUGAUUUGCUCUCUCUCAAUGUUUACAUGUUACUUAAUGACAAUUUUUACCAUUGGGUACUUUUAUAAGCCUACUUUAAAUAUGAAUUUUACAAGUAUUUAUACUCCAGAUGUAUUAUUCUUACUACAGGCAUUGGGUGGCAGUGAUUCAGGCUGUAAUGAAGCAUGCAGCAUCAUGUGCUUGCAGGAAGAUGAGUGUACGACUACGGGGUGCUCUGUUUAACCACAUAAAUGCUUACUCUUGACUGUCACUGCUGUCUUGAACUGAAGGUGGCGUGUUUACACAAGAUUCCUUUCUGACUGAAAACAAGCAGCUCAGCUAGCCUUACAUUCUAUUAGAUCAGUUCCAAACUGAACUGGAAUCAUGGAGCCCAACUGUCAAAAACACCAGUAAUUUUUUUUGUGCCACCCAGCUGUGUGUGCUUAUGCUUAUUAAAGUAAUAAUAGGCACAUUGCAUUGCUUCUUAUUGAUCUGAAUUGCCAAUGUGCAGCUCAUGGUGUGAACUACUGAAAUUGCCAGGUUUGUUAUGUAAGCUGAAUUUGAGGUGUUUGGCUGCAAGGUUUUGUCAAACAGUUUUAGCUGCAGUGUGAUGGUCCUCGUCUAACUAUGCACAGCUUAAAUUCCUACCCCGAGGUCCUUCAGCCAGUGUGGUGAAACUGAAACCAAAAGAUCCGCUGUACAGACACCUUACUCAAAUUAAACAUGCUGUUGUAGUUGCUGUUUGCACACACAGCCUCAGAAACAAUGUAGCCAGGUUCCGGAUUAAUCGGACUCUGUUCCCUUCUUGGUUUUAAAAAAAAAAAAAAAUUGUAAAAAAUUGUAAUUGUAAACAAGGGAUGCUGAGAUGGAAAUGACCUGUCUGGAUUACAUGGAGCACUAUUGUUGUUGUUACUAGACUGUAAUACAGAGAAGAAGGAAGUGUCCAUUAAGCGUUUUAUUACUGAUAGUAAGCUGUUGUGCUACUUACAUGACGUCUACCAUUCCCCCAUUUUCAUUGUCUCAUCUUCCACAAACAUGGAAACAAAUAUAUAUUUUACUGUUAACAAUUUAAUUCAAACACAUACUGAGUCUUCCCAGUGCAGUGCAGACAGAAGCUUGCUUUUAUUCAGUGAAUGGCCCUUCAAGGUGACAGUUUACUUUGUUAGAUUUCAUUAGCAUGGUACUGCUUGCUUCUGUCUCAGAUGUUCAAUCAAAGCACACCCACAGGCUGCACUUGUGAUACGAUGCCAGUGUGUUGCGCAUUUUCUUUCCUUCUCUUUGCUCUCUUUGUACUGAUGCAGGCACCACACAUCAAGUCCUUGCAUUCUCAGAGCAUGUGCUAUCUAGUGAAUGCAUUUACUGCAUUCCAACAUGGAGCCUUGCACUCGCAAACUUUGUUUACUUAAAAUAUCCAAAUAAUAUAUUGUAUGCUUGUUAUAUCUUGCUCUAACGUGCACAAUGUUUGCAUGUUCAAUUUUAAAACAGGCAGUUUCAUUUCUAAAUAUUGUGUUUUGAAAAUACAAGGAGAAAACAGUAAAACAUGGCCUUAAUUUCUCACUGAUUUCUUGUUAGGACUUGUUCUAUGCCUUCAGAUGUUUUAUAUUUAUAUAUGAUAUAUAGUGUCAGUGCUCAGUUGCUUUGUAAUGUAUAAUUUCUCUGCACAACUUAAUAAAAGAUUAGUCAGUUGUGUUUUUUCCAAAAGUGGCCAAUCAGAGGUAGCAUGCUGUAAAAUAAAAUAACUGAUUGUCUGUAUUAAAC
Molecule: messenger RNA, 4012 nt
Organism: Scleropages formosus (Asian bonytongue)
Lineage: Eukaryota; Metazoa; Chordata; Actinopteri; Osteoglossiformes; Osteoglossidae
Product: copine-8
Exons: 20
Coding region: 242-1936 (564 amino acids)
Biological process (GO): cellular response to calcium ion
Cellular component (GO): plasma membrane
Molecular function (GO): calcium-dependent phospholipid binding
Source: RefSeq, a predicted model, not a curated record